AUAUAUCGAUUUUUCCAUCGAUGUUAGUCCAUCCAAAAUCUGGCCACACUGGCAUUUUGGCAAAAACAGCGGCACUUACGACAGAUUGUAAAAGUUUUCUCUGUUUUUUUGUUCGAGAUCACUCAAAACUAGAAAAAGAGCAUAAUGUCGUUCUCCAAGACUGCCCGUUUGUUGGCCACCCGUGGCGCCCGCAUGGUCCAGUCCCGCAGCUACUCCGACGAGAUGAAGCUGACCUUCGCUGCCGCCAACAAGACAUUCUACGAUGCCGCCGUGGUGCGCCAAAUCGAUGUGCCAUCCUUCUCUGGCUCCUUCGGUAUCCUGGCUAAGCACGUGCCCACCCUCGCUGUCCUGAAGCCCGGAGUGGUCCAGGUGGUGGAGAACGACGGCAAGCUGAUCAAGUUCUUCAUCUCCAGCGGCUCUGUCACCGUCAACGAUGACUCCUCUGUCCAGGUGCUCGCCGAGGAGGCGCACAAUGUCGAGGACAUUGACAUUAACGAGGCUCGCCAGCUGCUUACCAAGUACCAGUCGCAGUUGAGCUCUGCUGGUGACGAGAAGGCCAAGGCUGAGGCUGCCAUCGCCGUGGAAGUCGCCGAGGCGUUAGUCAAGGCUGCCGAAUAGACGUAAUCAACAACAAUAAUAGCAACAACACCACACACACCGCCACCAACAUCCACAAACCGAUGUUUUGUGUCUGAAAUUAAUAAAACAUAAACGAUCCUCUUUAAAAGCAAGGCGUUAUGAAACAAUAAAAAAGCGAAUCAUAA
This is a messenger RNA of Drosophila ananassae, 764 nucleotides long. It is a transcript of the gene ATPsyndelta, whose product is annotated as ATP synthase subunit delta, mitochondrial. The transcript has 4 exons. The record is from RefSeq and is a predicted model, not a curated record. Gene Ontology annotation, molecular function: proton-transporting ATP synthase activity, rotational mechanism. Gene Ontology annotation, biological process: proton motive force-driven ATP synthesis. NCBI's taxonomy places the organism in Eukaryota, Metazoa, Arthropoda, Insecta, Diptera, Drosophilidae. Bases 145 to 618 code for a protein of 157 amino acids.